Messenger RNA from Anopheles nili, 1988 nucleotides. RefSeq names its product zinc finger protein 765. Lineage: Eukaryota; Metazoa; Arthropoda; Insecta; Diptera; Culicidae. Gene Ontology annotation, biological process: regulation of transcription by RNA polymerase II. The coding region runs from base 1 to 1860 and encodes 619 amino acids. Gene Ontology annotation, cellular component: nucleus. Gene Ontology annotation, molecular function: DNA-binding transcription activator activity, RNA polymerase II-specific; RNA polymerase II cis-regulatory region sequence-specific DNA binding. The transcript has 3 exons. The record is from RefSeq and is a predicted model, not a curated record.
AUGGAACUUCCUCCGAUUCCUCCACCGAUCAUUGAAAGCCUAGAAGAAGUCCCGUUACCAUCAUUUGUAAAAGACUUGACACUGCUCAAGCAUCUAUGUAAGGAUGUUAAGUCAUUCACCAGCAUCAGCUUACCGAAUUUCCAAGCAGAGGAUAUUGCCACCGCAGAGUGUAACGUGAAAUCACCGUCGUAUGAAUCGAUUCUCAACUCAAAACAUGCAGUCAUUUGUACAGUGUGCGACUUUUCAACGGCUACAUCAGUUGAAAUGGCUCAACACUACAUCGCGCACCAUGCUGCUCCAGUGGGCUGGGAAACGAAACAGAUUUCUACAGAAAAGUUGAUGCAGUGCACAAAUUACACACAGAAGUAUGUCUGUGCCUCGUGCGGUGUCCGCGUGUUCGAUUCGAUUGAAGACACCAAACGGCACAUGAUAGAUGAUCACGGCCUAAGACGAUGUAUCGAUAAAGAAGGAUCGACAGAAACGAAACAGAUCUCGACACCAAAAUCACAUGGUAGCAGAUCGUUUGGAGUGAUCUCUUCGGGUUCAUCUAGAGCGCGAUCCAAUCCAUCUAUAAAUUCUCGCACUCGCUCGCAUAGCAGUUCGUCUUCUGAAUGGGAGCCGAACAACUCAAAGACCAAGAAAAUGCGGCCUGUACCUAUGCCACUCGAGGUGUACGAUCAAGAGGAAUAUUUGCGAAAGGUUACGCUAAAAUCGCUGAUCGAAACGUACAGGUACGAAAACUCACACCGAUGCUCUCGCAAAGGGUGCCAAUUCAAGUUCGCAUCGUGCGAAAUUCGAGACCAACAUUUGCGCUGCCACGCGGAGAUUGACCCAGCCUCUGUUUCGCUGUUAACAGCUACCGGGGGCACCCGGAAGAGGUUCUGCUUCAAGUGUCUUCAAUGUGACCGGAAGUUUGACUCUUGGAAGCCAUGCUUGGAACACAUGUGGCGCGAACAUCAAACCGAUCUUGGCAUGUUGCGGUGCCCGCUGUGCGAAAAACGUUUUUCCUACGCCGUUGUCGUGUUCAAACACUUGCAAACACACCGAUCGAAAGAAAUGCGAGAUGUGGCGUGCCGCAUGUGCGACAAAAAGUUCGCCAAUAAAUCGCAGCGAUCGGUCCACGAGGCGCUGCACCAGAAAAAGGAAGGCCAACACGAUGAGUUAACAUCGACCGGGGAAAAACCUCGCUGGUACUCGGAACGUCGGUGCAACAUUUGCAAUCACAUGUUUUCCAACUCGAAGAUCCUCUCAAAGCACAUCAAAACGGUGCACCUGAACAUCAAGCCGUUUGUGUGCAACGUUUGUAGCUACAAGUGCGCUCGCAAGGCAACGCUAAACAUACACAUCCGGCAACACUCGGGUUUGAAACCAUUGGCGUGCAAAUUGUGCUCUUUCCGCACGGCAGACCCAAGCACGCUCAGUUACCACGUGCGGCGCCAUCGGCAGAUCAAAUCGUACCAGUGCAAAGUCUGCGGGAUCAAGCUCGUUCAGCCGGGCACGCUGCGGUCUCACAUACAGACGCAGCAUCCGGCGGAGUAUUCUCGUAUGAAGUGCACACUAUGCGACUUUGCCUCGGUUAACCCGCAAAAUCUAGAACGCCACCAAGCCAACCACCAGGCGGGUCUUAUAAAGAUCACCGAUGAAGAUUCUCGUCCGGAUGGAGUCAAUGAGUCGCGGGACAGUCAGCGAAUACACCCAUGUGUCAGCACGAUCGGGCGACAUCCGGAAACUUCGUCCGACUGCUUCUUGCCGCUCGAGAGCGUCGAUUCCGUGGUGCACGAUACAGGUGGCAUAACGAUCCCGGCCGCCGUCGUUACAGUACCAGCUGCCCUAUCGGAAGAAACACAGUUCCCAAUUUAAGCGAAUUUGUACCAAUUUUCUGUCCUUCGCAUAGAUGGAGCUAAUUCAGCCUUAUCUUUUUAAUCGAUAUCGAAUACAUACCAGAAUGCUAGAAUAGUUUAAAGCAAGCCUCGCUGGAUAGGCAAGUA